AUGGCACGGGAACCCUGGAACAAGAUAAACAUUGCCUUUCCCGGUGCCGUUUCUAGUGUCCGCAUACAUUUCAGCUCGACUACAGAUGCACGUGUUAAAGCCCUGUUGGUGGAAAAUGAGAAGGUGCUUAAACUUAUUCGGAGUGAGAUUCUUCAAACGGAGAUACGAGUUCUCUACGAGCUGCUGUACAUCCUGAAUAACAGCUUCAGGGGCAACAAGACGUUCAAAGGCUUAAAGCAGGUUGAACAAUGCAUCCACAGACUGAAGAGCAUGAAACUUGAUGAACCUCUUCGGGAGCUGACUGAGCUGUGUCCCAAUAGGAUUCAAAGGGGACUGAGCAUCAAGGCCGGAGAGUGUGAUGUCCCCAGUCAGCCCAUGCUGGAGUGGCUCUGCCUCAAAGUGCUGGGAGCCACCAAGCUGAUGAGCUGCAUGAUGAAUCGCUGCAGCAGAACUUUCAUACUCGCAAGGCAGCAGAUGAAAUGGGAGGAGUUUGUCAUUUUGAAUAUGGUGCUAACCAGCAUGCUCAGUCGUCUCUGGGUGAUUGCCCGUGGUAUCCUGGUCAGCCUGUCCACUCUGUAUCAGCAGCUCCUGGAGCUCCUCAGAGAAGUAGCCAACGCCAAGCCCAUGCCCUUUCUCACAGACUUCUCACUGCCAGAAGAUAUAGCUCACUUCCUGGGUCCUUCUGAUGCAUCUGUACUGACCAAAAAGCCAACACAUAUCAAAGAACACAAGGAGAAGCAGCAGCAACGGAGGGGGAGGAAACUUAUUAAAGUCAAGAGCCAGACACAGACAAGGAAGGUUAAAGAAGAUCUGGGUGUUGCUGUUGAAAGAGGUAUAAGUCUUGACACUGACAUGAAGCCUUUUCUUAAGGUAUUCAAGGAUUUCACUGAGGGGAAAUCCAUCCUACAGAAAACACACAAGCUGGACAAGAAACAAAAUUUCAAGAAACAAGUGAGAGCGGCAACUACUUUCAAAGACAUGGCGAGUCAUCUGGAAGAAAUGAUCCCGUGGUGUAAAUCCCAGAGGAUGGAAAGGGAAAAACGCCUUUUAAAGUUCCUGCAUUUAAAGUGCAGAAGGAUGAGAUGCCUGGAGGCUGCAGGUUACAACGUUCAGAGGAAGCUGCAGACGUUCAGACUGGAGGCUUGCUGGGCUUCAUCUCCUCACGGGUCGAUGCCAAGAGCCUGUCGCUCCUCUGCUGCAACAAGGAGACAUGCUGGCCUGAAAACUCGCUUGCAGUCACUCAGGCGUCGAUUUAAGCCCUCAGCAGUCAGAGGUGGUGUGAAAAAGAGACUGCUGAAGAGACAAAAGACAAAGACGGAGUUCUCAGUGUCUGGCGACCAAAGGAACAGGACUACACACGACGCAAAAUCUCAGACCAUCAGCGGCGACAGCCAUGAUGACAUCGAUGACAUAUUUGCCUCUAUAGGUUUGUGACACUUUGGAGUUCGACACACGGAGGAAACAAGGUACUGUAUCGAGCCGAGCUCAGUGUAUGGCAGAGUCCUCUGUUUGCAAACGAAAGAUAAAAUUUAAUGUGCAAUGAAAACUGAUGAUCGGACCUUAUAUGAUUGAUAUGCAGUUGCCAAACAACAGCAGUGUCUUUUAAAGCAGAAAGUAGAUAAAGGUGAGGAUUUGGCAUGUGACAAAGGAACCAGGCUGUAAUCGAGCUAAGGGCGAUGCGGUUUGGCUAUCAGGACGCUCAAAAUGGUGAAAUUUAACAGUGGGGUAACAUAUUUUGAGUUUCUUGACGCCUAAAUAGGGAAUUUCGAAUAGUUUUCAUAGCUGGAAUCUUCACUGCGGUUUCCUGAUUGACUUGUAAACAUGUUAUUGAAUGACAAACCAGGUUCAACUCUUGACUGAUGUAUUAGAGAAUAAUACAGAGCUGAAGGUGAGACAUUCCAGGUGAAAAAAGCAGUUUUUUCAUGCACUGGUCAGUUUUGAUUUUUGGGCUGUUAUGCUUCUAUGACAUGCCCUUUUACAGACUAGUAGUCAGUGGUUCUAAAACGUGAAAUUUCAGAAAACAUGGUAAUACAAAAAAUAUUUGUCGAAAUGUAAGUAAUCAGCUGGGUACGUUUAUGGGUGAUAUCUAUUAGUCAAAUUUUUACUCUAGUUCCUUUUUUGUCUAAAGAUGUAUAGGAUUUCACCAAACAUAUCUUUAAAGGUCAAUUUCUCAAAAUUAGUUUUUUUCUUAUAAUCUUAAGCCAAAGAUCUCAACUUAAGUACACUUACAUACAUAAAAGUCAAUGAGGGAGACUGUCAUUUUCAGUGGUGCUGAGUGCACAUAGCAUUCCAUUGACAUGACAUGUAAUGAAUUUAAAACAAUAGAACAAACAGCAAUAUAUAUUUAAAAAAUAAAUGAAUUGAUACAGUUAUUAUGAUAUUACUUGUGAUUACCCCCCCCCCCCGUGAAAACCUAUGUCCACAAAGUGAAAUGAGAAUAUUUUUAACUUGGCUUAAUCCAAUGUUCAGAUUUUUGUUAAGGCAAUGUGUUCGGAUCAGUGAAUAUUUAAUGAGACAAUGUCAGAUUUAAAACUUCAAAAAACUUCUUGGCUUGCUCCAUCUAAUCAGCAAGUUUCAUGGUGGUAUCUGAAUUUACUUGAUUCAGCCGGGAUGUCUCUCCUUAAACAUUUUAAACUACAAAACAUAAGAGCAGGCAAAUCAUAAAGAAUGUCUGUUCCUGGAAAAUUGCCCCUCGGCUCACAAGAAGCAUUUCUUUGGAAGCAUGUCUGCCUCUUCAAAGAACAACAAAAGUCAUGAAACAAUUUGCCUGCUCUUGACACUAUAAAAUUCCACCUACAAGAAAACUGAUUUUUUUCAUACUUGCUGUCAAGUGCAGAAAAAUGUAGAUUUUCUCCUGUGAUGUCACAUUUAUACAAUGAAUGUCAACGCUCAGCUUGAAUGAGUCUACAUUUAGGAUUCAUGCAGUACUCAUGGUAAUGAAACAACUCUAAAGAAAGAUUGUUUUUAGAAAUUUGAGUCUGACCUGAAUAAUUUCAACCAUUUCUGAGUGUUUCUGUUGACUGAGGAAUAGCUUCAUGACAAAAUGUAAUGAACUUGGAUUGUUCCUGCGCCCUCAAACCAUUGUGUUUCGGCACUGAACACCAAAUGAGGCUUUAGCCCCUGUCAGACAUUGACUCCUCUGUUGGCUACAGCAUGCUUUCAGUGAAAUAGUGUUAUCAGAGCUAUUUAGUGCUCAUGUUCAACCCUCUGAAGACAGUACUACAGUGUAAUAACAUACAAUUUCUUAUGUUCAAAGAAAUAAAAUUGCUUUAAUGAA
Plectropomus leopardus (leopard coralgrouper) is the source of this 3277-nucleotide messenger RNA. It is a transcript of the gene rmp64, whose product is annotated as ribonuclease MRP subunit p64. Gene Ontology annotation, cellular component: nucleus. Gene Ontology annotation, biological process: positive regulation of Notch signaling pathway. The record is from RefSeq and is a predicted model, not a curated record. NCBI's taxonomy places the organism in Eukaryota, Metazoa, Chordata, Actinopteri, Perciformes, Serranidae.